GCGGCGGACGGCGCGGACGGCGCUCAGUCGCGGACUGCUCCGGUUUUCUACACACGCACACACGGCUCUCCGUCCUGUAAGACACAUUUCGGAAAAGAGCAAAUACAAAUAAUCAUAAUUAAAAAAAUUAAAAGGAAAAAAAAAAAAAUCGGCGCUCCGUAUUAUUGCUGACAUCGCGGCGGAGAUGAACAGCAUCACCAAGGGCAGAUUCGAGGUGUUCUCAAGCAGCGAUGAAGCCCCGAUCAACAAAAAGCUUCCCAAAGAGCUUCUGCUCAGGAUUUUCUCCUACCUAGAUGUGGUUACGCUGUGUAGGUGUGCCCAAGUAUCCAAGGCAUGGAAUGUUCUAGCACUGGAUGGAAGCAACUGGCAGAAGAUAGAUCUCUUCAACUUCCAAACUGAUGUAGAGGGUCGUGUGGUGGAGAACAUUUCAAAGAGAUGUGGUGGCUUUCUGAGACAGCUGAGUUUGAGAGGUUGUCUCAGUGUGGGCGAUGCCUCUAUGAAGACCUUUGCACAGAAUUGUCGUAACAUAGAACAUCUGAAUCUGAAUGGCUGCACUAAGAUCACAGAUUCAACCUGCGUCAGCCUCAGCAAGUUCUGCUCCAAACUCCGCCACUUUGACCUCACGUCCUGUGUGUCGAUUACCAACCAUGCACUCAAGUCAUUAAGUGAGGGCUGUCGCAUGUUAGAGAAUCUAAACCUAUCCUGGUGUGAUCAGAUCACACGUGAUGGCAUCGAGGCACUCAGCCGUGGCUGUACCAGUCUCAAAGCACUGUUCCUCAGAGGCUGCACACAGUUGGAUGAUGCUGCACUGAAACACCUCCAGAAGCACUGUCCUGAGCUCAUGAUAAUCAACAUGCAAUCCUGCACACAGAUAACAGACGAGGGUUUAGUGAGUUUGUGCCGCGGCUGUCACAAGCUGCAGAUGGUGUGUGUGUCUGGCUGCAGCAACAUUACAGAUGCCUCCCUCACUGCACUCGGCCUCAACUGCCAGCGGCUAAAGAUCCUGGAGGCUGCUCGCUGCUCUCAUGUGACUGAUGCUGGUUUUACUGUUCUGGCGAGAAAUUGUCAUGAUUUGGAGAAAAUGGAUUUAGAGGAAUGUAUUUUGGUCACUGACAACACACUUGUUCAGCUUUCAAUCCACUGCCCUCGGCUCCAGGCCCUGAGCCUCUCACAUUGCGAGCUGAUAACAGACGAUGGGAUUAGACACCUGAGCAGCAGUGUAUGUGGUCAGGAGCGGCUGCAAGUGGUUGAGCUGGAUAACUGCCCCUUGAUCACAGACAUCACUCUGGAGCACCUGAAGAGUUGCCAAAGGCUUGAACGCAUUGAGCUUUAUGAUUGCCAGCAAGUCACUCGGGCAGGAAUCAAACGUAUUCGAGCUCAUCUUCCUGAGAUUAAGGUCCAUGCUUACUUUGCACCAGUCACACCUCCUCCCUCCGUGCAUGGAGGGGGCCAACGUCUCUGCCGCUGCUGCGUAAUACUCUGACAGUGGAUGGGGGUCUCGGAAGCAUGCAUUGGAGAUUCAGUCUGUCAGUCAAACUCUAAACAACCCCUUGCUCCUGCUGGCUACUCCUGCUAAACUCUACACACAGUGCGGCUGGGAAAGGCACAGUUGGACCAAAGAGGGUUUUCUGGCAGCAGGAUGGAACUACACAAGUUAUUGAAAAAAUUCUAUUUCAAAAUACAAAGAAUAAUUACUAUGUAAAAUGUGACAUUUCAAAUGGAAUCCACGAGAAGAAAGUGGGAAAAGCCACCUUGUAAAAUAUUUCACAUUUGGAUUUGUAGAAAACACAUUUGUGGAAGUACGUAAUGACAUCGAACUACUGACUACAGAAUCAUGUCUGUGUGGGAGGGUCUGUGAGGGCUAAAUGAGAACCAGGCAAUGUUUACUUCUUGAUCCACUGUUACCAAUCUAAAUGCAUUACUUCCUCAUGAAGGGAACCUUUAUAUCAACAUGAAUGAUAAGCUGAACAUGACAAUUCAGUAUUUGCAGUGGGACUUGUUAGAGACUUUUACAGUAACUGUUUCAGAGAAUGUUAAAAUAUAUACACAAAACAUAACACUACAACCAAGCAACAUGUGUUCAACAUGGCGUAAAGUGGUUUCUGUCAAUGCUCAGCAUUCAUACAGAAAUUGAUUAAAAAAAUAAUUAAAAAAAACAUUUUUAUGAAUCUUGCUAUAUCCAGUAAGACUGAGUUGGGAAGGUAAGGAAGAGGUGGAGUAUAUUUGCGGAUAAAUGAGGCUCAUUCAGAUUUUUAGGCUCUAGCAAUGGAAUGAAGGGAUAUUUGGAGUGACUUAAUAUUUUUAAAAGAGGUCUAUUUACUGAAGAGGUUUAAAGGACAAAGAAAGAAUUUUAAUUUCCAAGUGCAAUAUUUCAGAGGCCAAGAUCUUCUGUUCAACUAACAAAUUUUGUCUCAAUUGCUGCGAGUUGGUUACAGUAUUAUUUAACAGGAUCCAGAAUGUAAAUUUUCUUUUAAAGAACACGUUUCGUUGUAAUUUUUCAAUUUGAUUUCCCAAAUGCACAUGUAUACCUUGCAUAAUGUACACUACUCUAGUUUCGAGCACUAAAAACCUGAAUGCACCUUGGGCCUCAUGUUACUAAUGCAGAUGACUGUUGAAAUAAUUGCCUAAUCAAUGAUGAUGGCUUUUGGGUGUGAGUGCCUUUUGAUUUUUGCAAUGCUGGAAUGGGCCUGGGGAAAUCCAGCCUCAGAGAUAAAAGACUCAGGGCUGUAAUGUGAUUCGUCAGAUCUUUUCCUUUCCUGCUUCUUUGAUUGUCAGCAGUGAAGAAAACAGGAACUACAUAUACAUGUGAUGGACCGCACACCGCAAGCAAACACUGCAUCCAUGUUUGGUGGGUUAUUGUAUUUGCUGCUGAAGGAUGAAGUGUGAAGUGUAAUUGUGUGGAAAUGUAAAGGAAAACCCUUUCCCUCAUCUCAUUCAAAUUUCUGAUAACCGUUUGGGGGGGGAAAAAAAAAAGCUACCUGACUGUCUUUGUGUUCUGGUGUAACUGUGACAUUUCUUUAAAUAAAAGAUAUGAGCAGUGUGUCACA
This is a messenger RNA of Silurus meridionalis, 3047 nucleotides long. It is a transcript of the gene fbxl2, whose product is annotated as F-box and leucine-rich repeat protein 2. The record is from RefSeq and is a predicted model, not a curated record. Gene Ontology annotation, biological process: SCF-dependent proteasomal ubiquitin-dependent protein catabolic process. The transcript is spliced from 14 exons. Gene Ontology annotation, cellular component: SCF ubiquitin ligase complex. Lineage: Eukaryota; Metazoa; Chordata; Actinopteri; Siluriformes; Siluridae. Gene Ontology annotation, molecular function: protein binding. The coding region runs from base 185 to 1483 and encodes 432 amino acids.